UUCAGCGCCCGCCCGCCCCCAUGCCCCCGCCGCCGCACCACGCCUUCCAAACCCCGCCAUUGAAAACAUUCCCUCUCGUCUACGUACAAGCGGAUUGCACUCCCCAAAACCCGGCCAUUAACACGCGUGAGAGGCGGGCGUGAUGGCGGCGGCGGCGGACUGGAAGGAGGAGCAGUCGGUGGUGGAGGACGGAGACAUCGAGGACUGCCUGCUCGGCGGAGUCCGCGGCGGCAGCGACGACGAGGUGGAGGCGGAAGCGGGGUCGUUGAACUCCCAGCGGUGGCCGCGGAGCUUCCGGGAAGCUACUGACUCCUUCACAAUUGCUGCGCCUCCGGGCUUCGGUCACCUGGGCGGCGGUGACGGCAGUGGCCUGGGCUCUGACCUGAAGCUGCCCCUUUUGUCGGACAAGCCAGAGGGGAAGCAAGAUUCAGUCAAGAACUUGCUAGCAGAACCUUUGGUUUCGGUGCUAAGUGAUGGGAAGCUCACAGAUAAUUUGAAACAAGCUGCAACAGCCCCAAUCACCCAGGGAUGCAGCCUAACACAAACUGUAUUCAAUGGGGUCAACGUGCUUGCUGGUAUUGGCAUUUUCUCUGCUCCAUACACGAUUAGUGAGGCCGGAUGGGCCAGCCUUGUGGUUCUGGCUUUUUUCGCUAUUGUUUGCUGCUACACUGGGGUUCUUCUCAAGUAUUGCUUUGAGAGCAAAGAUGGUGUUAAAACCUUUCCAGACAUUGGAGAGGCAGCCUUUGGGAGGAUCGGUCGUCUUCUCAUUUCUAUUGUUCUGUAUACAGAGCUAUAUUCCUUUUGUGUGGAGUUCAUUAAUUUGGAAGGUGAUAAUUUAGCAUCAAUAUUCACAAGCACCACUUUUGAUUGGCAUGGAAUUCAUGCUGACGGGAAGCACUUCUUUGGAGUGUUAUUUGCUCUCGUUGUCUUGCCAAGUGUAUGGUUGCGUGAUCUUCGAGUGAUAUCUUAUGUUUCAGCUGGUGGUGUGUUUGCAACUCUUCUGGUUUUCCUAUCCGUUGGUUUAGUUGGUGCUACCAGCAGCGCAGGAUUCCAUAUGACGGGGAAAGCAGUGAAGUGGGAUGGUAUACCCUUUGCUAUUGGGAUUUAUGGUUUUUGUUAUGCUGGGCACUCGGUAUUUCCAAAUAUCUACCAAUCAAUGUCCGAUCGCUCACAAUUCAACAAGGCACUGUACAUAUGUUUUGCAAUUUGCACGACCAUAUAUGGUGCUAUUGCUGUUAUCGGCUAUCUCAUGUUUGGAGACAAGACUCUAUCACAAAUAACAUUGAAUCUUCCAAAAGAUUCAUUUGCUUCAAAAGUUGCACUGUGGACCACGGUGAUUAUUCCUUUCACGAAAUAUUCUAUAGUGAUAAACCCAUUGGCUCGGAGUAUAGAAGAGUUGCGUCCAGCAGGGUUUCUUACUGAUAGAGUCUUCUCUGUUACUCUGAGGACUGCCCUUGUUGCAUCAACUGUAUGCAUUGCCUUUCUCCUGCCAUUCUUUGGUCUUGUGAUGGCUCUCAUUGGAUCUCUCCUUAGUAUACUUGUGGCGCUCAUCAUGCCCGCCCUGUGCUUCCUGAAGAUCGCUCGGAAUAAAGCGACACGCUCGCAGGUCAUCGCAAGCGUCGUCACCGUGGUGCUGGGCACCGUCUGUGCCGUUCUCGGGACGUACAACUCGAUCGUCAAGAUUGCUGAGAACUACUGAGAAGAAGCAUCCAAGUUUGAGGCACAGGACGCGUCCAAGUCUUCCAUGACCCGUACGUCGCGCCGGCGCAGGGCGCCAUCGUGCCCUGUAACCCCGUACGUCUUUGAUCGUGCAUAGUGCAAACUGUGUUUUCGGUCUGUCGUCAGUGACCCAACGCCUGUACAGGGCACCAUCGUGCCCUGUAGGCCUGUAAUAAGAGGGGGGAUCCUGUGUCUGUCUGUCUGUCUGACCGUGUUUUAUGAAGACUUCAGUGUGCCUGUAUUAAAAAAAUUAAAUAUAAAAA
Molecule: messenger RNA, 1982 nt
Organism: Setaria italica (foxtail millet)
Lineage: Eukaryota; Viridiplantae; Streptophyta; Magnoliopsida; Poales; Poaceae
Product: amino acid transporter AVT1A
Exons: 12
Coding region: 143-1699 (518 amino acids)
Cellular component (GO): plasma membrane
Source: RefSeq, a predicted model, not a curated record